GCGGGACAGCGCUCGAGCAGGAGUUUCCUCCCCCACGUACACCGUGACCGUGAAAUUCCGGCAGUCCCGGGAUGGCAGGUCGCUGCUGUCGCCUCUUUUCGCUCUUGACAGCGCGCUGACAGAGGAAGCAGUCUCCCCCAGGAGCUUCAGGCGAACCGGCUGCAGCUGACCGGAAUUACACUGUAGCGUUCACUUGUUUCUCUUUUCUUUAAUUUGCCGCUCCCGGUGACAUGUUUUAUGUCGACUCUGCUUGAGGUGCUUUUCUAUCCGGAGUGGACAACACCGCUACAAAGUGAAACAGAGAGAGAGAGAGAGAGAGAGAGAGAGAGGCGCCUCGCAGUCAGUCACGCGGUGCAAGGUGGACAUCCUGAGACAACCGAUCAGUUCUAGUCAAAAGGCAGAGCUGUGUAUCAAGUCUUUAUCCUCAAUGGACCCAGACAAAUGCAGCUGCAAAUUCUAAAAACUGACAGUAGCACCUUUUUUUUUUUUUUUUUACCUCCAACGAUCAUCCCACAAUCUUGCCAGAGAAAACUCUUGUGCUCUCUAUCUCACAGGACUCUAGAAGUCUUCUCUAUUUUACUCAGGUCUUUUCUCCCAAUGCCUACCUCCUCCACUAAAACACUGAACUCAGAGACAACCUGUUUUACCUUCUAAACUCUUCAAACUGAUGAAGAGCAUUGACUUAAGACCUCAAACUUCCUGUCGUCUAUAAGCUACAAAACAGCCACACUGAUCACUGAUAGCCUUUUCCAGUGGAAAUUAUUCAAACUGGAAGACGGACAAUAGCUACUUCAGCCUCUCAUUGUCCACUUGUUGAAUCUGGCCGAAAGCUAUAUACCUCAUUUAUUAUGUUCUGGAAGACAUUUGUGUGCAGAAAACACAAGGCGACAAUCAUUGACGGAAUUGAUCCAGCAGACAGGAGUUAAUAUCCAAGCAAGAUGCAAGCUACAAAGUAGGGAAGCAGCACUGGUGUCUUCCAUUUGCUUUGGGGAGAAAAAAUAUAACCAGGGAGAAAAGCUGAGUACUGCCUUGGAGAAAACAUAACUUCAUGUUUCCCAGCACAAAAGCCAGACUAUCUAAGCUAUCUAAAUACACCAGCAAAAAACACAGGGGGCUUUCAGUGAGCUUAUUUUUACACCUAAAGCCUCCAAGCAGCAGAAGAAGGUCUUGAAAACUUCACCAGCUGUUUCUGUGCUGCAAUCGAGACACAAAGAAACUUCCUGGGAGUUCAAAUGCAAAUAAUCUUCACAGGUGGCAGAAGAGGCACAGAAGAACUGAACAAGUGAAGAAGGAUGUAAUGCUCUCCGUCCGACUCGCCGUGCUCCCGUCCCGCGGUUCCCGUUCACGGAUUCCUCUGGUUGGAUGUUGAGAAGGCUGCCGGCGAAUGCUGAGCAGGUCGACCUGUCUGAGGUACGCCUCCCGGCUCUGCGAUUAGUCGCUGGAUGCUACUGGAGUUGAACUGCAACGAUGUUCGACAAGCAGGAGAGCAAUUCAUCUGAGAGCGAUGAGAAAGGAUGGCCAGAUGUGCCGAAGAGAAAGAGGAAAAACAGCCAGUGCUCCCUGAAGAGCAUGUCUGCUCUUAGCGUCUCUGUUCCAGGGUACAUCCCCAGCUACCUAGAGAAGGACGAGCCGUGCGUGGUGUGUGGGGACAAGGCCACCGGCUACCACUACCGCUGCAUAACCUGCGAAGGCUGCAAGGGUUUCUUCCGCAGGACAAUCCAGAAAAAUCUCCAUCCUUCUUACACCUGUAAAUAUGAAGGCUGCUGCAUCAUUGACAAGAUCACCCGCAAUCAGUGCCAGCUGUGCAGAUUCAAGAAGUGCAUCUCUGUGGGCAUGGCCAUGGACUUGGUGCUGGACGACAGCAAGCGCGUGGCCAAGCGGCGCCUCAUCGAAGAGAACCGAGAGCGGAGGAAGCGGGAAGAGAUGGUGCGGACGCUGCAGAUGAGGCCGGAGCCAGACAGCGCAGAGUGGGAGCUGAUUAGGAUGGUGACUGAGGCGCACCGGCACACCAACGCCCAGGGCUCCAGCUGGAAACAGAAGCGCAAAUUUCUGGCGGACGACAUCGGCCACGGUCAGCUGAUGCUCACUUCAGACGGAGAUAAGGUCGACCUGGAGGUCUUCAGUGAGUUCACCAAGAUCAUGACCCCUGCCAUCACGCGCGUUGUUGACUUUGCCAAGAAACUGCCCAUGUUUUCAGAGCUGCCUUGUGAAGACCAGAUCAUCCUGCUGAAGGGUUGCUGCAUGGAGAUCAUGUCACUGCGCGCCGCCGUGCGCUACGACCCCGAAAGCGAAACGUUGACGCUCAGCGGCGAGAUGGCCGUAAAACGCGAGCACUUGAAAAACGGCGGGCUUGGGGUUGUUUCGGACGCCAUAUUUGACCUGGGCAAAAGCCUGGCACAGUUCAACUUGGACGACUCCGAGGUGGCACUGAUGCAAGCGGUGCUGCUCAUGAGCUCAGAUCGGUCGGGUCUGAUGAGCAUGGAGAAGAUCGAGCGGUGCCAGGAGGCCUUCCUGCUGGCGUUCGAGCACUACAUCAACUACCGAAAGCACAACAUUCCCCACUUCUGGCCAAAGCUCUUGAUGAAGGUCACGGACCUGCGGAUGAUUGGCGCCUGCCACGCCAGUCGCUUCCUCCACAUGAAGGUCGAGUGUCCAAACGAACUCUUCCCCCCACUCUUCCUGGAAGUCUUCGAGGACCAGGAAGUGUGACAUCGCGCCCCGCCACUUCGGGUUUGGCAGUAAAGGAAGUAUCGGCCAUGGAUGAACAUUAUAGGAAAGACUGGAUUUUGUUUUCAUUUGUGAGAACGUGCCCUGUACAUUUUUCUGUUUAUUUGCCCAUUUCUGUCAAACACAAGACUUGACUUUCUGCCACCAGCAAAAUCUCAUCAGCAUCAUGAAACAGAACCCCAGGUGUUCUACAGCUGGUAGUUUUUCAACACUAUGCCAUAAACCUGCAUCUAUAUGCAAAUCCAAAUUGCAUCUAUGAGGAGGGCUGGACUGGUGCCACACCUAAUACAAACUGAGGGGCUUUGCUAGCGGCACACCUUAGUGAAAUCUCAAGCACAUGUCUUCGAGGGUUUUUUCUUGUCCUGGACCUGACAACUGGCACUUCUGACAAUCCGAGCAACCAUCCCGCUGAACUCCCACCUCCCCAAUAUCUCCAAGAGCAAAAGCUUCCACUUUCAACCCACUGUGGCCCUGAGAGUGUUCGUCAACCUACCUCUGUCACACAAACCUUCACACUGAGAAACACACUCACAGAAUGUAUGUGCACAAAAAAAACCACCCCAACACUGUUACCUCAUUUCUUGUCAAAUGUAUUUCUUUAUUUAUAUUUGGUGGGGAGGGAGGGGCCAGAUGUAGUUCAGUUAGAGGAUAUGGAGCCAUGCACCCCACAGUUACCCAUAUGCUACUGGCAACUGCUGAGAGAACAACUUUGUGUAAAACACUAAUCUACAAAGCAUUAUUUGUACUACAAGUCUUAUAGCCGAGGACACGACAGCAAUCACCGUGCGUCACUAGAUGUGAUGAACAUCACAGUGCAUUCUGUAAGCACUAAACUGUGAGUAUGUAUGGAGUCAGUCUUGGCAAAUAAAGCUUUUUGAAUAGCGAACAGCUGCAAAGUGCAGAAACUCAACAUCGCUGUUCACAACUCCUUCCUCUGUUCUCUGAUCGGCCCUGUUGUAAUUCACCCUGAGAAAUCAAAGCCAAUGGGAGAAAUCUCUGAGUGGAGAUGAGAAUUGAGCGGAAAUGAGUAGGAAGCCAACGGCCAGUCUGGUGCUUCUUCGGUCUUUUGGGCUUUACUUGCAAAGGUUCUCGGAUCAUAGUUGCGUAUUUUUAGGGGUACGAACAAAUUUGUCUAUAUCUGUAUAUCCCAAUUGGCAAAAUUUAGGAUUUCCAAGCAAAUAAUCUGAAUAAAUAUUUGGCCUAUUUGUCUUAAACUUUUGAGAUCUAGCUCCUUUAUUCUCAUCGAUGAAAUAUUUAAACAAUCACAAUAACCCAUGGAGAGCUUUGUCUUUUUUUCUACGCAUUUCUAUGUGAUAAUUACAGCUUAUGUGUGACUUUUGUCAGUAAUUUUGAUAACUUUCUCACUUUGGCUGUUUUUGGUUAAUCUUUAAGAUUUUAUCAAAUUUUAUUGACACAAAUCUCGUUCCAUUAUUUAUUAUCACAGUCAGGCUGUCUGUCGUGUUCCAGUAAAGAAAAUAUGUAAAAUUAAUUAAUUAAUAUGCAAUUUUUUCCCCAACUUUAAAAUAUAGCACAGUGCUUUGAACACAUUAUUAUAACCAUCAUUAUUAUUAUUUGUUUUUAGAAGAAGCCAAGAAUUGAUCAAUUUAUACAUAGCUUCAUAAAGAACUACUAAAGCUUCACUAGUUGGUUGUGAAGUAGCUAUGGUUACAACGAUUGUCUGCUGAUUUCCAACGUGACUGAUUAGCAGUUGUUAGCUGUUUUGCUAGUAUUUCCUGCAGUGUGGUCUUCAGGUCAUUACUUACGGCUCUGACUAGAUUUCUCGAGCUCCGUUUCCAAAAGAACGUUUGUAACAAACAUACUUCACUGUAAAUUUAAAUGCCUUUUAAGUUCCGGAGCACUGAAUUAUUUCACCGAGCAGCUGAAACCCAGCUUUUCAGUUUGGCAAGACUACAGGGCGACUAUCCAUGAGUAGCUGAACUCUGCAAAUACUGAAGACCCCCUCUAAAAAUGCAAAAUACUGCCUAUUUUAACAGUUCAAACACAAAACAUGCCUUAAUAUGUAUUAUUACUCACAGUAAAAACCAUCUUAGCCCUGCUGCAGAAGCUAGCUCUGCGGUUAGCUUUGCAAAUAUUGAUACAAAACAACCAGCAAUGAUUUAUACUGAUCAGUAAAAUGCCCUGAAAGGUCAAAUUGAUAAAAUAUGUUUUGAUUAUAAGAAAUAAAGAAACUAUAGAAGAUUUGACCACAUCUAUCUAUGAGUUAUCUUCAGUAUUGAUGAAAAUACUUAAUUAUAAUAAAACAUAAGCUCGUACAUGAAGGCUUAAGGUACAUUUAUAUUGACAUUACUUAUUUAUAGUUAAUAAAUAAAAGUAGGGGAGGCAGUGGGAACAGAAUAGGGAUGAAUUGAUGAAUUGGCUCCAAGCUGACUGUGCAGUUGCAUAUUUUUCUUAAUAAAUGAAGGAAAAAAAUAACUGCUUAAAAAAAUUAAUCUGGAUUUGUGCACCAUUCAAUUCAAAGAGACUUUAUUGAUCCCAAAGGGAAAUGAAAUGUUAUUUUAACUUAUAUUCAUUCAAAUUCUUCAAAGAGUUAUUGUAGAUUGUGAUGGUUGCUGGCAGGAAGGUUCUCCUGCAGCAGUCUGUACUACAGCAAAUUUGAAGAAGCCUCUGACUAAAGACACUCUGUUUAUCGAAGACACUCUCUUGGCCUAAAUUAAAAUGCUACCAGCCCCAGAUUUAAAUCUUGCAAAUGACCCAAGCAUGUAGCACUCAGCUUUUUUUUUCCUUUGGCAGACAGAAAUGAGAUACUAGACCUUUAAUCAUCUUUGGAAAACUUUUAGAUCAAAUCAUAGAGGAUUGGGUCGCUGCUCCCCAUCAACUCAUUGUCCUUCUGAACUUCAGCCUUUACACUGAUAGUUAUUUUGUUCUCGUAGUGUAAUGUCUAAGUCAGUGUGUUUACAGAAAGCACUUUUUUAUUCAAAACAUCUAAAAGCACUUCAGCCAUUUCCAGCCUACACAGGGUGUCUUCAUAUAGAAUAUCUCACCCAACUCAGACCUCCUGAUUCAUUACCUCACAGACUCACAUUCACUUGUCAGAUGAUUUUACUUUUUCUCAUUAGUUUCUCUUUUUAUUGUUUUUAUCCCUUUCUGAUAAGUUGUGGGAAGCAGCCUCUCAGUCUCAGUGUGUUCUCAUCUUGAACCCCCUGACCCGUUUCCUCCCGGUGGAGGGACCUGUUGCACCCCUUCAUCCCCCACCCAACCCCUCCGCCUGUAACUGCCUGAAACCAACAGACUCUACCUCACCUCUCGUCUCCAUGGAGCCGCCUCCAGGAACCCAACACGAGCACAACCGCCAACCUAACACACCAACGGAGUGAUGAGCUGUACGUCCCCCACUGUGAACGGAUACAUCAGCAGCGUCUGUCAUUUUCACCUGGUUUUGUUUUUCUAACUGCCCACACGGGACCAAGAGUCGCUCUGAGUUCAGGUUUUUCUUUCAGAACCUGAGCUUGACGGCGGCCCGGCGGGUGAAUUAGUGACGGUAAAUGAACGAACUUCGAAGAGACCGUGACAGUGCUCCGGUGGGUGGAGCCGUUCCGGCCCCGGUCGGGUCAGGACUCUGGCGGGUGACUCAGCAGUUUUGGAAAGCACAUGAUGGACUAAAUAAAUUCCUCCCUGGAGAAACGAACACCCAGACCUCAGAGACCUGCAGGGAGAGAAACUCUGUCAACCACAACUCCAGCUGCCAUCCACUACAAAAAAAAAAUAUAAUAGACGAAUCAGGUUCCUUUGUUGCACUAAAACCACGCUGUCUGUAUCCUGAACCGGUCUGGACACUUUUCCUCUCCGUCUCGUCCUCCUGCUGUUUUCAUCUUUCACUCCAUCUGUUGAUUCCGGAAGGUGAGGCUCGGAGCGCGGCCGUCAGGGAUCGCUGCUCACUGGCUGAGUUUCCAUUGUCGAUAUUCUGCUGAUGUCAGGGGGGAAAACACAAUUUCGCAGUUGAUGUGUUUCCAUGAAAAAAGGAAUGACAUAAAAUCACACGUGAAUUAAAACGCGACGAGUCAUUAACAAUCAUGUCAGGAUGGAUGUAAACAGCUACAUGGGAUUCGUAGAGCUCAUCAUCUAUUCACUGAGACGUCGACGUUUUAUUCCGACGUUGGAGCGACAAGCCCCGCCUACUGUGGAGCGGCUACCUAUGCUGCGGUUUGGGGAAAAGAAACCAUCAUCCUCCUUCCACUUCCUGUCUUCUUCUUCGUCGUUUUCGCCAGUAGUAACGUCGGGUUGUUGAUCACGUGACUUGUGUGAUGCUGAGAAUAAAUGUUUCAUUUGAAGUUUUGCAGAAUACACAAAGUUAGAUACGGCCGAAAAAUCACCUCACCUUAUCGCAAAAACCUUUUCUCAAAAAAAAACGAUUUUUUUGUUUUGUUUUUUUCAAAUCUGUCGUCACAUUAAGCUAAUUGCUUUCCGUCAUUUCAAUUUGCGCAGUUUUAUGGUUAAUGAAACGCAGCUGGUGUUACUAAACUAUGUUGUGGAUUAUCUAACAUGCACACACAAACACACACACACACACAGACAGAAAACGAUAAGGAUGAUGGAGUUGUACGGACCCACACCGCCUUGGUAUCGCUGUGAGUGAACACCGUCACUCACACACACACACACACACACACACACACACACACACGCACAAAGACAGCUGCCCUGUCGCUCUUUCCGAUAUGUUCAUGUGCCUCACAUGGGUGUGUCGUUACACUUCGUAGUGCUUGCAGAAAUAUUCAUAUAUCUAACUCUUUCACGAUUUUGUUGCAUUACAACCACAAACAUUAAUGUAUUUCACUGGGAUAUCAUGUGACCAGCACCAAGUUUCACAUGAUGGAGGUGAAAGUUUUAAAUCUUUUGAAAAAUAGGGAAAAGUUGCACCUAUUUGAAAAUUUAGGGAAAUACCAAUAUUCAGUAUUUAUAUUGCUGUUAUAGCUGAUAUUUACCUAUAUUAUAUGUUUCACUUCUCCUUCAACACCUUAAAAAAACACAGCUGACUUCACCACCAAACUACCCACAAUCUUUUGCUGCAUCACUGCCACAUGACCAGACUAACAUUACACCAGCAACGUCGACCCCUCCCACUCCAAAGAUAAACGGCAACGAGAUAGAAAUAAAUAUUGGUUGUUAAUAUCGGCCCAGCUUUGUUUAUCUGUCCAAUACAUGAUUUUUAAAAAUCACGAUUAUAGUGCUGAUGUAUUGUGCAUGCCAACUCAAAAGUUUACUUUGACACCCCUAAAUAAACACCAGAACACCAGAAGUGUGUAAUAAAAAAAAAAACAGUUUGCUCAGAAACAUGGUGGUGGUAGCAUCAUACUGUGGGAAUGCAGACAAAGAAGCAUUUUCAAGAGAAACUAUAUAGAAAAUGAUUAACUAUGCACUAUUACCUGCCAGUCUGUUGCUAAACAAACACAUCCCCACAGCAUGAUGCUGCCACCACUGUUAUUUACCAUUUCAUUUGUGUUGGUCUGGACAAUAAACUCCCAGUAAAGAACAUUAGAAGUUUUUGGUUGCAAUAUGACAACAUGGGACAAAGUAAAAAAAUAAAAAGUAUGAAUGCUUUUGCUGUGGACUUUAUGUAGUAUACAUAUAAAUAUCUGUAAAUAUUUAAAGUAUAUAUACAUAUAUAUUUCUAUGCACUCAGGCCCAUUCAGAUCAUUUCACCAGGUGACAGAGUCUGGGUGAAAUCAGCAGCGUUUCUCUCCGGCUGACGUGACGCUGCUUGUUUGACUCGUGGCGAUUACCAAGUAACCUUCUCAGUCCUCCGACCUUUGAGCUCGCCUGCAGGUUGAGCCAGCGCUCUCCUCUCUCUUUUUUUUUUCUGUUCUUUUUGCUGAGGUCGAGGGUCAGCGUUCCCCGUCGGUGACGUAGAUGCGAGCUGGCGGCUCCAAACGGCCGGCGGAGGAAAACCACGGCGGCACUCGUUCAUCUGCUCCAGGAUCUCUGGAGUCGUUCCGGCGGCUGCAGCUUUAGAAGCCAGCUCCGUUUUUAAUUUGACAGAAAAGUGAUCAUUCACUCCAACCCAAGGACGACUUUGCAACCUUUAAAUCGAAGCCGCGGAAUAAGUCGGGUGUUUGGUUGUUUUUUGUUUCGUCUUUUUCACUUUGUAAAGGGAGAAUCGUGAUUUCUCUCCCUUUGUGUUUACAGUCGUCCAAACUGUGAAUCGGAUGCUAAUCUCUGCCACUGUACCAAACCGUAGCAGCUGAGUCUCCUCCUGACUUACACAGGAGAAACGGCUCUAGCUGCGUCUGUCCUGCACCGUCCUCUUGACCUCCUGACCUCUGUCUCUCUGUUCCUGCCUGUUCUGCACCCAGAAUCCCACCCCGCUCCUCGGAGCUCUCACCGGUGGAGGAAGAUGUGUCAAUCCCUGCAGGAGUGUGUCUCCAUGUGGAAUGUAAAAUACUGCAAUAUUGUGAUUAAAGACACAUUGUGAAAUCUUCA
Molecule: messenger RNA, 9165 nt
Organism: Xiphophorus couchianus (Monterrey platyfish)
Lineage: Eukaryota; Metazoa; Chordata; Actinopteri; Cyprinodontiformes; Poeciliidae
Product: thyroid hormone receptor alpha
Exons: 10
Coding region: 1468-2709 (413 amino acids)
Biological process (GO): thyroid hormone receptor signaling pathway; negative regulation of transcription by RNA polymerase II; cell differentiation
Cellular component (GO): RNA polymerase II transcription regulator complex
Molecular function (GO): nuclear receptor activity; RNA polymerase II cis-regulatory region sequence-specific DNA binding; zinc ion binding
Source: RefSeq, a predicted model, not a curated record